AUGACACCGCUAGGCUGCCUGCUGCCAAUGUUGUCCAGGUCUCCCAGGACAGUGUCUUGGGGCUACGAGACCUACUGCAGGCCAGUCAAACUGAGGCAGAAGGAGAGUGAGAGCCCUCAGGAGAAUAGGGCCAUGAUUAAAGCUGCAGAGAUUGGAGAAACAUCAUGGGAGCUGUCUGUGCAGGUGGAUCAAAAACAGGGGGAUGAGUCCAUGAAAUUUAAACUAAGGGUGAAGGGAGACUUGCACAUUGGAGGACUCAUGCUUAAGUUGGUGGAGAAAAUCAAGGCUCCUCAGGACUGGUCAGACCACGCACUGUGGUGGGAGCAGAGAAAGUGCUGGCUGCUCAGGACACACUGGACUUUGGAUAAGUAUGGAAUUCAGGCUGACGCUGACCUGCGCUACACGCCCCAGCACAAACCCCUGCUGCUGCAGCUUCCCAAUAUGAAAACCAUCAAAAUGACCGUCUGCUUCUCCAGCAUGGUCUUUAAGGCGGUGGCAGAAAUCUGCAAUGUAUUGAACAUAAGGAGAUCGGAGGAACUGUCCCUGCUCAAGCCUCCAGAUGAUCCCUCCAAAAAGAAAAAGAAGAAAGAGAAGAACUCACCUCAAGAUGACAUCUGGGACAUCUGGGAUUUACUUAACAGGGGUCAAGGAGGGACAGGCCCCAUGUACAGUAAGACGAUGACAGCAACCUAUGACCCAGAGAACGGGAUGCCAAUGUCUGCCACCAGCCUCUGGUUUGGAGAAAACCCACUGGCUGAAAGUCAGCCAAAUCUGCCUCCUGCUGAGCUGGUGAAGAUGUACCAGCCUCUGUCUCUAGUGGACAAAGCAGUCAACAACGCAGGGUGGUUGGAUUCAUCUCGUUCCCUCAUGGAACAAGACAUUCAGGAUGAUGACAAGCUGUUGCUCCGCUUCAAGUACAAUGUCUUCUUCGAUCUUAAUCCUAAAUAUGAUGCUGUCAGGAUAACACAGCUAUAUGAACAGGCACGGUGGUCCAUCCUGUUGGAGGAGAUUGACUGCACUGAUGAAGAAAUGCUGAUGUUUGCUUCAAUACAGUAUCACAUCUGCAAGCUGACUAUGUCGAGUGAGCCACUGGACCAUUCCAAUGAACCAGAAGUUGAUGAAGUAGAGGCAGCGCUGUCUAACCUGGAGGUGACACUCGAAGGCGGUCACACAGACAAGAUUCUGGAAGACAUUACAGACAUUCCGAAACUGGCGGAUACCCUCCGGCUGUUUAGACCUAAGAGACUGACCCUGAGACCAUACAAAGAGUACUGGUUUGUAUUCAAGGAUACCACCAUCUCUUACUAUAAGAACAAGGAGUCGUCCAAUGGAGAGCCAAUAGAGCAGCUUCACCUCCGAGGCUGUGAGGUGGUCCCCGACGUCAAUGUUACCGACAAGAAGUUUGGCAUCAAGCUCCUGCUCCCAGUUGCUGAUGGCAUGAAUGAGGUGUACAUUAGAUGUGACAAUGAAACGCAGUACGCCAAGUGGAAAGCUGCAUGCAUCCUCGCCUCAAAGGGCAAGACGAUGGCCUACAGCUCUUACAAAUCAGAAGUGCGGAAUAUCCAAUCCUUUCUGCAAAUGAAGAGCCUGGCUCCCCCUCCUGGCCAAACAGCCCCUGACAUUGACACUAUGGAGAUGAAUGCUGAAUGUUUUGUCUCUCCACGAUACAGCAAGAAGCACAAGACCAAGCAGCUGACUGCACGAAUCUUGGAGGCCCAUCAAAACAUAUCACAGCUGUCCCUUAUGGAGGCCAAGAUGCGCUUUAUCCAGGCCUGGCAGUCACUUCCAGAGUUUGGCAUCAACUACUACAUUGUCAGAUUCAAAGGUAGCAAAAAAGAUGAAAUUCUGGGAAUUUCAUGUAACCGCCUGAUUCGUCUUGACAUGUCCUCUGGCUUGCCCAUCACAACAUGGAGGUUUGCCAACAUGAAGCAGUGGAACGUAAACUGGGAGAUAAAACAGGUCACGAUAGAAUUUGACCAAAAUGUGACAAUAGCUUUCUGCUGUGUGAGCUGCAACUGCAAGGUCGUCCAUGAGUUCAUCGGCGGGUACAUCUUCCUCUCCACACGAUCUAAAGACCAGAACGAAACUCUAGACGAAGAAAUGUUCCACAAACUUACAGGAGGCCAAGAAUGACCAAAGAAAAAACAGCAACUCCAUCUUCUACUGCUUUCCUUGUUUAGUUUUGACAUGUAAUGGUGCAAAAGAACUGCAUCAGCAGCCAUAAACUCAGUUCCAAGAAGAGUAAACUCUGUAGUGGUCACAUAUAGAACUAACACAGUUUUGCUUACAGGAAAAUAUCUUAAUUUGUUUUUACCAUUGCAUAUACAGAAGAUAAUGGCUUUGUAAAUAUGUAGUUAAUAUCUGUUUCUUAAAUCUUAGUUAUCUGGCAGAAGUUGGCCUUUGUACUAAGAAAAAAAUUCCUUAACUAAAGCAAUAAAGAAAAAAAAUAGCAACAAAAAAAACUUGUUUCCUCUUUAGAUUUUAUAUGAUCGCCAAAUUGUGAUAAGCUUUAUAUAAAAAGUAUAAAUAAAAAAAACAAACAUGAAACAUGUUUUGAGGAUGUGGCUUUUC
Messenger RNA from Menidia menidia (Atlantic silverside), 2571 nucleotides. The record is from the annotation of a GenBank genome assembly. Lineage: Eukaryota; Metazoa; Chordata; Actinopteri; Atheriniformes; Atherinopsidae.